AUGCCGCGUGAGCUUGCUGUUGCCCAUGUCGUCCCUGAUUCGCCUGAGGCUGUUUACUUUGCUUUGGCGGCCGUCUGCGCCCUAUCGGCUGCCAUAUGUGCUGCGUACUUGCCGUGGAAGGAGGAGGAGACGGCUAAUAUAGUCACCGUGUCCGUCUUUCCCAUCGUUUUGUGCCUUGCCAACCUCGCCUGGUGGGUAAGAGAGCGUGAUUUGGGGCUGAGACGUCGAGACUGGAAGGCCGACGCGGUUGGGGUAGUGGUGGCGGCCGGAAUCAACACCGUGAUGGCGGCCAUCCCCGACCAGUCCGACAAUCGCAUCGUCUGGCAGGCCGCGGCGGCUUUCUCUGUGUUCAUUUUCGUGGAGCUGCUUCAACCCCACACCGAUUUCGGGAUCUCACAGGGUUUUAUCCUCACUGCUUUCCAGACGUCGGUCAUAUGCAACUUCUCCGUGUGGUAUGUCGUCACGGCGAUUCUCCUCGUGGUGGUCAUUUUUCGCCACAGUCGGCUCACUUACGUACCGCCACCAGAUGCCGUCCACUUCUCCCUGUCGUAUGCCGUUGCGGCACUUCUUGUGGCGGUAGUCGCUGUGAUGGGCCUGAUGGCGUCCUCCUUUCGCCGCCCAGAUUUGGGGCCCUUGGGCUUUGCCGCCACAUGA
This is a messenger RNA of Striga asiatica, 654 nucleotides long. The record is from the annotation of a GenBank genome assembly. Lineage: Eukaryota; Viridiplantae; Streptophyta; Magnoliopsida; Lamiales; Orobanchaceae.